UGGCAUCCCAAGGGGAAAAAUGUUACAAAAAAUAAGGUAAGAGGGUGCAACCAUAUAUUUAUUUGAAGACAACAGGAGCACUUCAUUGCAUGUAUAUCAAUAUUUCUGUAAUGAGGUGUACAAGUAGUUAAACUCCAACACCACGAAACACACGCAAGUUUCUCCUAGUUUGGUGUUUGUGUGAUCAGGUGUGAGGGAGCUUAAGAAAUCAGAGAUGGCUUAUGCUGCUGUCAUUUCUCUUAGGAAGACGAUUGAGGGCCUUCCAUAUUCUCCUCUGAUUUCUUCUCUUCCUCCCUUACCCACAGCGUCCGCAUACAAGGAGGUGAAGCGGUUAGAGCAAUUUCUACGAACACCGCUUUUUACUUCGGGAAACAGCGAGAGGGUGAACGCUCUGGAAAGGCAAAUCAGAGAGAUUGUAUGCAGAUUAGAAGAUGUACUUGAAUCCCAUGUACUGGAUCAAUUUCUCUCACAAUCUGAAACCAUCCAUACAGGUCGGACCAGUUAUCCGUCGACGCUGUCUCCAGACUUGGCCUUGGAAGUGAAGGAAGAGAUCGAUUUCUUUGUGCAAAAGGUGCAGGUGAUCAUCGGGGCCGACUUUAGCAACUUGUUGCUUACUGAAGAAGAUGAUGCCAUUGUAUCUUCAAGAACUGCUGAGGUCCUUUUGGAUAGAAAGAAGUCAAAGAUUAUUGGAUUCGAUAAUGAGUUGAAUAAACUCAAAAUUCUGCUCACAAGAGACACGUGCGAUCUAGAAGUUGUCUCAAUAUUUGGGAUGGCAGGCAUUGGCGAAAAGUACGACGUAAGGGGAAUCUUGCUAGGUAUUCUAGCUCAAAUGGAUUAUGGGAUUGAUGGAAGGCACGCAGAAAGUAGUGAGAAAUUAGGCGAGUAUCUAUGCCGUAGUUUGGAGGAGAUGAGAUACCUAAUUGUGUUGGAUGACAUUUGGAACGGGAAGCUCUGGUUUGAGCUGAAAAGGUUCUUUCCAACUAAUAGAAAAGGAAGUCGAAUUGUGCUGACAACAAGGCUAGAAAUGGUAGCUUUUUAUGCGACCAAUGGUAGAAAAUAUCUUCACAGAAUGCGGUUCUUGAAUGAAAAAGAAAGUUGGCACCUUCUUCGUGAAACGGUGUUUGGCGAAGAGCACUCGUGCCCUCCUCAACUUGAGAAAGCUGGAAAGAAGAUUGCUGAGAGGUGUGAAGGACUUCCACUUGCAAUCAUUGAGGUAGGGAAGCAGCUAUCUAAAGCCGAGAGGACGCCAGAGUACUGGAAUGAGGUAGCACUAGCAGAAAAAGAAAAUCCAGUUUUCAAUUGUGCAAAUGAGGAAAUUUCAAAGGUACUAUAUUCGAGCUACAAGCACUUACCUCAACAUUUAAAAGCAUGCUUUCUUUAUAUGGGAAUUUUUCCACAUAAUUGUGAGAUUUUUGCCUCCAAGCUCAUCCAAUUAUGGUGUGCCGAGGGAUUUGUUGAACAAAAUUCUCCCUCAAAAGAUUUUGCAAGAAGCUGUCUGGAGAACCUUGUGUUCACAAACGUUGUUCUGGCCCGCCAGCAGGGCUCCAGGGGCAAAACUAAAACCUGUAGGGUCCAUUUUGUCUUUAGGUACUUCUGUAUUAAACAAGCUAGGAAGAAAAAGUUUUUCCAUGUUGUAGAUCAUUAUGCUAAUCAAGGUAUAGAGAGCCAACUCCGGCUGUGCAUUCAUAACAAUGGUUUAUUUGGCAUCAAGGAUGUGUACAAGUCGAUGACAUCCAGUUCAGAUGCAUGUUCUCUCCUUUGUGUCGGUCCUCACCAUCCAUACCCAGUACCGGUGUGUUUGAGUUUUGGUUUGCUCAAGGUACUAAAUGCACUUACAAUUCGUUUUUAUGGUUUCCCAAUUGAGGUGGUAAAACUAGUUCAGUUGAAGUUCCUCGCCUUCACUUAUAACGGAAAGCUCCCUGCUUCCAUAUCCAAACUCAAGAGUCUUCAGUAUUUGAUUGUCCAUCAAUAUCUAACCAUCUUACCUUUCGGGGGGACUCGAAUGUGUCUCCCUAUGGAGAUGUGGACUAUGCAAGAAUUGAAGCAUCUCCAAGUCAUGGGAAGUGACCUACCAAAUCCUAGUUUAGAGGACGCUUGCUUACCAAAUCUGUUAACACUCUUAGGAAUUAGUGCUCACAGUUGUACCAAAGAGGUUCUUGAAAGAAUCCCGAAUCUAACUAGAUUAGGAAUUCAAAUCGGCUUAACUCUAGAUGUUGCUAAACCCUUGUGCUGCUUAGACCAUCUUAGAUAUCUCCGACGACUUGAAUCACUCAAAUGUGUCAUUCUAAAUCCUAAUCCCAGAUUGCGGGUUGUUGUCCCGACACCACCUGUUACCGCUUUCCCAUCAAGUCUUAAGAAGUUAACUUUGAGUGGGCUCGGAUUUCCUUGGGAAUACAUGAGUACUAUUGCUAAACUGCGGAAUCUUGAAGUGCUCAAACUGCGGUGCCAUGCCUUCCGGGGACCGGUGUGGAAUGCAUAUGACUGUCAGUUUCUGCAACUUAAAUUUCUACUACUAGAAGACAUUGAUCUGGAGUACUGGUAUCGAGGGCUCUUCCCGUGGCUUGAGCGCCUCAUCAUUCGGGACUGCUACAAAUUGAAACGGAUUCCUCUGGGAAUUAAAAAGAUCUCAAGUCUUGAAAUGAUUGAGCUAGUUGACUGCAACCCUUCUCUUGUCUCUUCUGCAAAGAGAAUAGCAGAGGAACAGAAAAGCAAUGGAGAUGAUUACCUUCAAAUUUGUAUCAAGUCUUCAGCGGAUGAUCGGACAUGAGAAGCACCCUGGCUCUAAAGGUAAGAUGGUUUCGGUUUUUAUUAGUUACUGAAAAGACAAUUUCUCUUGUGAUUAUGUCUUUGUGUAAACUGAAGCACACUAGAAAAACAAAUGGCCAAAUCCAGUCCAGCUUCAUUUUUCCACCGUCACCCUAAGAAAAUAACUCAAUAAUUAUAAGAAAUGUUGAUGUUAAAAUUAGCUAAGUAAUUAACAAAUAAAAUUUUUAUUGUUAAAUAUACAUUUUAAACAAUUCAAUGCUAGCUAGCUAAAUCCGUCAGCAAGUAAAUUUUCGUUACUUUUUCUUUUCUUUCUUUUAAAGAAAAUCAUUAUUUAAUUUCAAUUGUAAAAUCGAAAUGGAAGUGAACUAAAAGUGCCAUUCUUUCAAAGUUAUAGAACAAAAAAUGCAUUUUUUUUCCAUACUAGUUUUUCUUAAACUUUUCUUAUUCAAAUUAAAAAAGAAUGAUCCCCCAACAAUAAAAUUUGCGAAAUAUUAUUCCCUUACAUAUAUUUUCUACUACAAAAGUACCUCUUAUGCUGUGUAAUUAAUUCUGUUUACAACUUUAAACAUUAGUAAGUACCGGUGCUAUAGCAAUAUGAAUUUUGCGGUCACUGAAAAUCUUGGCCGGGAUACUUUUUUGGGACAAAAUUUCGCUCUAAAUUGCGUCGCCAAAUUUUGUAACGAGACCUGCAACGACUUUUGCCACAAGUUUUGCAAUAUUUUGGAACGACAUUUGUGACAAGAUUUUCAUGGAAAAGUUUGCAACUAUAAUUUUGUUGCAAAAUCUUAUUUUAUUUGCAAACAUAAAAAAUAUUAGGUAUAAUUUUUUAAAUUAC
Sesamum indicum (sesame) is the source of this 3601-nucleotide messenger RNA. RefSeq names its product putative late blight resistance protein homolog R1A-10. Gene Ontology annotation, molecular function: ADP binding. The record is from RefSeq and is a predicted model, not a curated record. NCBI's taxonomy places the organism in Eukaryota, Viridiplantae, Streptophyta, Magnoliopsida, Lamiales, Pedaliaceae.